Molecule: messenger RNA, 4146 nt
Organism: Aspergillus campestris IBT 28561
Lineage: Eukaryota; Fungi; Ascomycota; Eurotiomycetes; Eurotiales; Aspergillaceae
Gene: set1
Product: histone methyltransferase SET1
Exons: 2
Coding region: 257-3964 (1235 amino acids)
Cellular component (GO): Set1C/COMPASS complex
Molecular function (GO): histone H3K4 methyltransferase activity; nucleic acid binding; protein binding
Source: RefSeq, a predicted model, not a curated record
CUUCUAUUACUGUCGUUGAAGUUUUCCUAUCAAAACGAAUUUUGGCAAGUUUAUCCGUCUGCGCAACCUUUCUAGCCUCCUCCCGACUCCCCUAGAAACCAAUCUCGUUUCCAACUCGGAGUCAACCCGCCGCGCGCUGCCUGGGUCAGGAGAUAUCCCCUGGCCUAAUGUCCACAUAAUACCAGAUAGGUUAUAUUCAAGGAUGCUGCCAUUUAACUACGGCUGCUUUGGUUUUGGCUAGUAGCCACCUCUCAUUAUGUCUCGCUCUUCGGCAGGCUUUGCGGACUUCUUCCCUACGGCUCCGUCGGUCCUCCAGCAAAAACGGAUCAAAACCACCCGAGACCGACCACGACCGAAGCCGCAACUCGAAAAUGACGAAAUCGAUGAGCCGGCUGUGCAGUCUGCUGUAUUGGAACAGUCUCACAAUCCAGCCGCCGAUGGUAUCCUUGCAGACUCUCACGCAGAACCGAAGAAGACGUCAGUCGAAACCAUCGGGUAUGGAUCCGCAAGCUCUGCAAACACGGAUCCUACAGCACCCAGCUCAUCUGCCCCUCAGAAUGGCGCUCCAUAUCUAUAUGAGGGGCGCUUUGACACCCUCACACCAUUGACAAAUACAGAAUCCUCGCCACCCCAUAAAUCUAGCCCACCCCAGAAUAAGACGAGGAAUGGUGUUGCAGAAGAUCACACCAAUUCUGGGUGCGAGGAACAGAAGCCUGCCAUGACGCCUCUACACACCCCACCAACACCCCAAUCACACGGCCGCCGCCUAGAGAGCAUCAGGGGCUACAAACUUAUCUACGAUCCUGACGUUGAAAAACGUUCGUCUUCAAAGGAGAAGCGGAGGAAACCUCGCUAUGCGGACAUCUUACCUAACAAGCAGGAUGACGAACAGACUGAUCCCCGCCUCUCAAUAUCAAAUUACACAAAAGGUGCUGGAUGUAAACAAAAGACGAAAUACCGACCCGCGCCAUACAACUUGAAACACUGGCCUUACGAUUCAACCUCGACACUAGGGCCGGGACCUCCAGUACAAAUCGUUGUCACCGGAUUUGAUCCUCUUACUCCCCUUGCGCCUAUUAGUGCUUUGUUUACAAGCUUCGGAGACAUAUCGGAAAUCAACAACCGGACAGAUCCUAUAACUGGAAGAUUUCUCGGGGUGUGUUCGGUGAAAUACAAAGACAGCGGGUCGUUCAGAGGUGGUGGUCCGGUCCUCGCAGUAACGGCAGCUCGACGUGCCUACUAUGAAUGCAGAAAAGACCAGCGUAUUGGGACCCGCCGAAUCCGUGUUGAGCUAGAUAGGGAUGGGACCGUCACCGAGAGAAUUGUCUCCAAAACAGUCGAUUUGCAAAGAGUUGUUCCAAAGAGCAAUGUUCCGGCGUCCGAGGAAACAAAAGUCGAACCCCAAGCAAAGAACAACGAGCCCCCACCAAGCGCGCCGAAAGGUCCUUCUGGUAGAUCAUCAAUGCGGCCCCUUACGAUACCAGAAGGACCGAGGGCGACUUUUCUCAAGCCUACUAUGACGUCGCUAGUUGAAGAGACUCCGAUCUUGAGUCAAAUAAAACGCGACCCAUAUAUCUUUAUCGCACACUGCUAUGUCCCAGUCCUCAGCACAACAGUGCCGCAUCUGAAGAAAAGAUUGAAGUUAUUCGAUUGGAAAGACAUUCGUUGCGAUAAAACCGGAUAUUAUAUCAUAUUCGAGAACUCUCGGCGCGGCGAGGAAGAGACAGAACGUUGCUAUAAGAUGUGCCACAUGAAACCACUGUUCACGUAUAUCAUGAAUAUGGAAAGUCAACCCUAUGGUAAUCCCUCAUACGAACGAAGCCCGAGUCCCGCACGAUUUCAAGCAGAGCAACGUGAGCGGGCUGAAACUCAAAGGCUGCAAAAAGAAGCCACCCUGGAUGUUGAAGAGGAGAAAAAGCAACGAGCGCUUGAUUUGGAUCCUUGCAAGGAGGUGCUUUUUAUCAUAAUACGAGACCUCAAAGAUAAGCUGCUCGAGGACGUGAAGUCGCGCAUUGCUGCCCCAGCGCUCUACGAUUAUCUCGAUCCUGAUCGCCAUGCGUCAAAGAGGAAAAAACUGGGCAUUGCUGAUCCAGAAGGAGCUAAGAGGCCGAUGUUUCAGAUCGAUGUUGACAGUUCACUCGGUACUGCCGAUUCGCGCUCCGACUUAGCAAAGAAUCGGCAUCCUUUCACUACCUCCAAUCUCAACAUACUCGCGCUUCCACGCAUCAGAAAGGCUCGGCGCCUCGACCCAACUAGCGCUGCUUUCUUGGACGAAAGGCGCAAGCAGCCAUUACGAAGCAAAGAAGUUAGACCUCUUUAUCAUCGGCUUCAGCAACUUCAUGAUGUGGAGGACUCGGAUGAUGAACAAAGAACGCCGUUUACCAGAGACACAGAUGAGCAAGACAGCCGACGGACUAGCCGAAUCAGUUCAGCAUCUUUAGAGUCUGAUGAUGAUGAUGAUGGGUUUGUUUCUGAGCCAUCAAACAUAUCUGUGGUCCAGAAUUUGAUCGAUGCAAACCGGGACAGCACUAUCGAAGAUUCCGAAGAUGUCAUAUUACCAAACGAAUCAGCUCAAGAAAAUUUGCUCACAUCGCAUAAGAGGAAAAGGGACAGCAAAGACUUUACGGCACACAAGAGGCUGAAAGACGACGGCGAACUUUUCAGUAUUGACCCGACAACAGGAACGGCUAACGAGCAUGUGGGGGGAGUUGCUACUCUACACGUGGCUGAUGAUCGAACUAUAGUUUGGGGGAAACCGACAAGUUCUAUCGAAGAGAAAAGAUCUCAGGAGAGCGCAGAACACCCCGAGAAGCAGGAUGGAAUACCAAGCCCAUCCAGUGUCGAAAGGGUCGAUACCGAAUCUCCUAUGUAUGGAGAUGACCACCAUGGCAUAGUGCUUCCCAUUGAUGAGCGUGACAAUGAAAGGCUGCUUGGCGGGUUGAAAGCGGAGAUUGUAUGGAAGGUCUCAUAUGAUGAACCACGGCCGUUAACGGAAGAUGAUGAUGCUAUGAUCAUGGAUCUCGAUGGUUGGCAGAACCUCAUCAAGGACGAGGAAGAUUUGCGCUUCCUGCAAGACAUCUUAACCCAACACCCUACGGCCAGUGUUGGUAAUCUCGCAGCAUGGGCAUGGAGACAAAAGGAGAUCAAAACCCUGAAUCGCCCCAGAGGAACCGGCCCAGUGCAUGAGCAGACUACCAUUCACGGCUACUACGUGUCCAAUACAACAGGGUCAGCUCGAACCGAAGGGAGAAAGAAGAUACUGGAAUCCGAGAAAUCAAAAUACCUACCGCAUCGAAUCAAAGUCCAGAAAGCCCGAGAAGAGCGCGAGGCUAGAGCGAAGGACGACCCCCAUACUGUCGCUGCCGAAGCUGCAAGAAUAGCUGCAGCCAAGACCAUCUCUAAGUCGACAUCUAGGUCAACAAGGGUGAAUAAUCGUCGGCUCAUUGCGGACAUCAAUGCACAAAAACAGGCUCUUCCCACUCAGAGCGGCGACAGCGAUGUUCUGCGGUUUAAUCAAUUGAAAAAGCGAAAGAAACCGGUUCGCUUUGCCCGAUCGGCAAUCCAUAAUUGGGGUCUUUACGCCGAGGAAAACAUAUCCGCAAAUGACAUGAUCAUCGAAUAUGUUGGGGAAAAAGUACGGCAGCAGGUUGCGGACAUGAGAGAGAGACAGUACCUGAAGAGUGGCAUAGGCAGCAGCUAUCUGUUUCGUAUCGACGAAAACACAGUUAUAGAUGCCACAAAACGAGGGGGUAUUGCUCGAUUCAUCAAUCAUAGCUGUACGCCUAAUUGCACUGCCAAGAUCAUAAAGGUCGACGGAAGCAAACGGAUUGUCAUAUAUGCUUUGCGGGAUAUCGAACGUGAUGAAGAGCUUACUUAUGACUACAAAUUCGAAAGAGAAUGGGACAGCGAUGACAGAAUCCCCUGUCUUUGUGGUUCAACUGGCUGCAAAGGCUUCCUCAAUUGAGCCUUGCAUUCUAUGCUCGCAUUGCCCCUCAAUCAAGCAGAUUUUUGGUUGCUUUAAUUAGAGUUGAACCUGGUAGAUCGGCUGAGUAUAACUGGUCGGGAAACCCUCCCCUGGAAUUUGAAUGUCCGCUUGAAUAUAGCAUACCCAUAUGUGUACCCUUCCAUUACUUUUCAUUGUACCUC